Molecule: messenger RNA, 2607 nt
Organism: Effrenium voratum
Lineage: Eukaryota; Dinophyceae; Suessiales; Symbiodiniaceae
Source: the annotation of a GenBank genome assembly
GGGAGCUGCAUUGGUCUCCUUCCCGAGACGCCCGCCCGAUGUGCGAACCUGCCAUGGCAUGGGUUGUGCAAGCUCCGUGGCGAGAGGACCCAACUUGCCGCAGCACGACGUCUGCGUGACCUGCACCUCGCCGGUCACCUCCGGCGAGGACUUCGCCCGCUUCUUCGGGGAUUGGAUCAUGAAGGCCUGCGCUGAGAUGAAGCUGAGCUGCAUUUCUUCCCGGCCCCAGCUGGGCCCCGAGCUCCCCAAGGAGGGCUCCCAGCUGGAGCGGCAUCUGCGGCAGGCGCUUGUCUACUCCCGGGUGGCGGUCUGCAUCAUGAACAUGUCCAAGGGCUGUGAGAUGCCACCGCCCGGGUACAAGGCGGAGGUGACUUGGGCGGACCAGCGGAGCAUCCCAUUGGUUCCUUUCUAUGAUGCUGACCGCUAUGACUGGAAGGAGGUGGCAGCGUGGAAGGCCCAGCUGCCCAAGGCCUUCCGCAGCGGCCUGGGCCCGGUGCGCUACAUGCGCACCGCUCACGAGGAGGCGAAGCAGCAGCUGCAGAGCGCGCUGCAGAAGGGCCUCAAGGACUUGGAGCAGCGGGAUGUGGGGGACCAGCAGCGAAGAAGUGGGCGUCUGGUGGCCGCUGUGGAGGGCCUCGCCGGAGACGAUGGGAACAGGGCGAUGCUGGGCCAAGAGUUUAGCCGGGCGGAGCUUCGGCUCAAGGACGACGACCAGGAGAACGCCGCUCUGCGGCGCACCGCGGCAGUGGCGGAGGAGGCGGAUUUGGAGGACUCAGCGCUGGGGUUGGACCGCAGCGACUUCGAGCGCGCCGGGCUGGCGGAGAAGCGCCUGGAGCGCACCAACUCCAUGCGCGACAUCAACCUGGACAGCGCCCUGGCGAUCCUCGCCAAGGGUGGGUCCCACGGCACCAGAGGGCGAGACCCCUUGGCGCCCCGCGAGGGCGGGUGCCGCUUGCAGCUCAUCGCCGACGUGAGCGCCGACUUGCUGGAAGGCAAUGACCCCAAGCACCGCAUCUGUGCGCCGGUGAAGGGCAUCCUGCGCAAGGCCAGGACGGCGGUGAAUGCGAAGGCGGCUUCGUCGGUGAAGCAUCUGCGGCUUGCUCCUGAGGCCUUGGAGGAGCGGCGGUUUUUGUUCAGCGUGCAACUGCUGCAGAAGCACCUGGAUGGCCUCCGCACGGAGGAUGUGCACGAGCUGCUCACGGUGCUGAAGGUGCUGCAGCACGGCGGCACGGAGAUGGGCCUGGUGACGCGGGGCCUGAGGCUCUUGAGGUCCUUCCUGGAGGAGCACCUCAUCCUCCACGACCGCGCCAUUCAGCAGAACAUGGUGCAGAUCGUGGUGGACGUGAUGCGGCAGCAGCCCGAAGUGGACGUGCUGACGUUGGGCGUGGCCGUGCUGUGUGCAGUGCUCUCAGGCGCCGCCCAGCGGGGCGUGCUGGGCCUUGAGGCCCAAAGCCUCGUGGGCAGCUCCAGCCUCGCGGCCACGCAGACGCAGGACUUGGUGACCAGCGUCUCCCGCUCCGGAGGUGUGAUGGCCAUCCUGGACGGCAUGCAGCGCUUCGGGGCCUGCGAGGGGCUCCAGGAGCGGGGCUGCGUCUGCCUGGCGCUGCUCACCGCCGGCUCCGAGGACAACCAGGUCUCCCCGGACUACGCCAAGGGCCGGCACCAAGAGAGCUCGGUGCUGCUUCGGAGCCAGUCGCGGCAUCUGGUAGUCCGACAAGGGGGCAUAGAGCUGCUGUUGGGCGCCAUGCGCCGCUUCAUGCGCAGCUGCUCGCUGCAGCGAGCCGCGUGCCUGGCGCUGGGGCAGCUGGCGGUGUCCGAGCUCAAGGUCAAGGAGGGCGCUGCCGAAGAGGGCGCCAUCACCUUGCUGAUGCAGGUGCUGCGCCAGCACCGGCGCGACGCCUGCGGCGCGCCCCGCUUCGCCGCCCAUGCGGUGCGCCACUUUGCGUGCCACUCCCUGCAGACCAAGGGCCUCAUCGCCCAGCAGGGUGGCGUUGAGGAGCUGCAUGAGCUCGCGCAGCGUGGCUUGGAGGCAUCGGGCGACCGGGCAGCGGCGACAGAGGCGCUGGGGGCGCUUUGCCACCUCGCCUCGAAGCAUGCGGAGAACAAGCUCCGGAUCUUCGACGCCGGAUGUCUGGAGUUGGCCUUCGACGCCUUGAAAGGCGACGGGCGAGGCGCGGCCAAAGCGCCGGCGGAGAACGAGGUGGAGGUCGAGACGGAGGCCGAGGCCAUGCCGGAGGCAGAGCUGGCCAUGGCGGCGUGCGGGCUGCUGCACAACAUGUCGGUGGACCCGGCGAUCCGGGGCCAUGUGGUGAAGCUGGGGGGUCGGCUGGCGGCUCAGCGCCUGCAGGGCCACCCAGACGCCCCGGUGAAAAACUUGGCCAAGCUGCUUGCGAAGACCCUGAAGCCGCCGGAGGACUCGGGGGACCCCUUCGGCGCCUUGUUCGCCACCCGCACCCCGGGCCUCUCCGCGCCGCGGCGGGUGGCCUCCAAGAAGGAGCGGCAGAUCCGGAGCCAGAUCACCUCGCAGUACGAGGGGACCGAGGAAACUGACCGCGUGUGAGCGAGCUUCGUUUCGCCUGCGAAGUUGGGGUGCGGGGCAUGGCGAGC